Aspergillus alliaceus is the source of this 754-nucleotide messenger RNA. RefSeq lists its product as uncharacterized. The record is from RefSeq and is a predicted model, not a curated record. Lineage: Eukaryota; Fungi; Ascomycota; Eurotiomycetes; Eurotiales; Aspergillaceae. The transcript has a single exon. Bases 268 to 645 code for a protein of 125 amino acids.
CCCCGGUCUUCGAAUUCAUUCUGUUUCUCGGGACACCGUUUGUUUGAGCUUUUUUUUUAGUCUCCUUUCUGUUCUAUUUUCGUCUUCGUUUGGCUGGUCCAGACAAGUGCUGUUUUUUGAGUCCUCUAUUUUUGGAUCUGCAUUACGUCAAUAAUAGUAUCAUCUGGCUUCGUAGACCGAAGUCAUCGUUAGCGCUCUCUUAAUCCGCCAUUGCUUUAAGUUGCCUUCGUUCCCUCCCAAAACUUUGCCCAAUCUUCCACCUCCACAAUGAUCCCUCGUGCUGCUGCAAGGCCCAAGUUGUCCCUGAGUAUUUCUGCUGCGCAGAAUACCUCUAGGCCUUCAUUGUCCCUCAAGUCCCCUGGCCCUCUUCCCCGUACUCCGAUCUCUCCGUCUGCUGCCAGCCCCGGCUCGGCCCGAUUCUCAUCUCUACAAGUGCCGAGCUACACUUACGCCAACUCGUGUGCCUCCAAGGGCAUUCUCAAGAAACACUCGGCUGCGGGCGCAGCCGGCUCCGUGAACAAACGCAUUCACUUCAAAGGGACGCCAACGGUGCACUGCGUGACGCCCAUUGAGAAUCCCGAAGAAUACUACGGGACGCACACCAAGAUGUCACGCGAGGAGCGGCGCUGGAUGGUGCGUGAAUGAACCAUCGGCCGCUAGACUCGAUGAACACCUUGAAUGCAGAUGGAAUGGGAGGACUCCCGCAGAGUUCAGGGUCUCGUCAUCCCUUGAGACCCCCAUGUCCCGCGGCCUU